AUGCCCUACCUAGUAAUCAGUCUGCUCGGAAAAGAAAACACAACCCCCACUCCCUCCCCCUCCUCAUCCGACCGAAUGAAGCGCAGACGUGAGGCGUUCGACUUCAACGUGAGGAAGGAGGUCUUCGCCGUCGGCAAGAUGUGCGGCGAAGAAAGGAAUUUGCUUCGCAAGCGAUUCCGGGCGGAGCUCGUCGCUGUCCGUGGCCUGCUCGAGAAGGCGGAUCGGUUCUUGGCCCCCGGAGCCGCCGAGGGCCGCCGCGGUGGUGCGGCGCCUUCUUCCUUGUUCGGCCUGGCGGCUCUGCCCGGCAAGAAAGAAGGGCGACCCUUGCUGGGCGCCGAACCACCAUCCGAUGUGUCGAUGAAGGCUGACGACGGCAAGAGGAGGAUGACAACUCCUCUGGCGGAGCACAAAGAGGCGCCCAAGAUGACCUCGGCGGAGCGCCAACAGCUAGCCUUCAGCCUGGUGGCGCUAGCGGCAGAACUGUCCGGCCCCGCCGUCGAGCUCUUGCCGAAGCAGAACAAUGGCGGCCGACGCGAGAUCGAGGUAAACGUGUGCUCCAUGGAAGACGCGGCCCUGUUCGAGCUAAAGAUGCACGUGGACAAGCUCGUCAAAACGAGGGAUCCGUCGCUGCCGCCGCAAGAUGGCAGCAAGAUCGUUGAGCAUGAAGACGCAGCCCUGUUCGAGCUAAAGGUGCACGUAGACAAGCUCGUUAAAACGAGGGAUCCGUCGCUACCCCCUCAAGAUGACGGCAAGAUGGUUGAGGAUGAAGACGAAAAUGGCAGGCGCGUCGAUAUCUGCCCCGGCGUGUCUCCCGUGGUGACCACCCCGUCGCCACUCCAACUUGAAAUUCUUGAAUACGCGGCCGUCUUCAAUGCAACCGGACUAGUCGACAAGAUGCUGUCACCGCUGCCGCAGAAAUACCUGGCGCUCGCUGAAAAGAGGGAGAAGGAGUGCAUCGCCGAGAAGGAGGAUGAUGAGGAGUACGUUGACAUCUGCGGCGACGCCUCGCCGGUGGUGUUCCAGAAUCUCAUUGGUGCAAUCAGCCACAACCCAAGCAUUAUCUUAAGCAGCGAUUCUGAUUCUGAUUCAGACGCAGACAUCGGGUCCGACAGUGAUUCCAGUGACUCUGGUUCGGUCUCCGACAACCACUGCGAUGAGAAGGGGGGCACUCUAGCUCCGCCAGUUCUUCCUAAGGUUAGCAGCUCAGCCCCAGCAGUUCUUUCCAAAGUGAUUAACGAUUCUGCACCACCAUCGGAGCCAACACUGGAGGUGGUACAGAAUGGAGAACUGAAGAAGCUUGACAAUCCAGCUCCAGCAAUUCUUCCCAAGGUGAAUGGCCAUUCUGCCGGCCGUCCAUCGGAGCCGGCACCGGUGAUACAGAAUGCAGAACCAGAGCACGUUAGCAUUCUAGCUCCAUCAGCUCUAUGCAAAAUAGUUGACGAUUCUGCUGCCCAACCAUCAGAGCCGGCACUGGAGGUGGUACCUUUACAGAGUGGGGAACCAGCAGGCAAGCAUAGUAGCCCAGCUCCGGUACUUCUUCCCAAGGUGAACGGUGAUUCUGCUGGCCAGGCACCGGUGCUACAGAAUGCUGAACCAGAGAAGGUAAGCAGCCCGUCUCCGGCAGUCCUUUACAAAGUGGUUGAUGGUUCUGCUCCGUCACUGGAGGCUGGACCGAAGGUGGUACAGAAUGGUUUUGAAACAGAGAAGCUUGACAGUCCAACUCCAACACCAUCAGUUAAUCUUUCUAAUGUCAAUGAUGGUUCUUCCCUGCCAUCAUCGAAGCCUACAUCGGAGAUGGUGCAGAAUGCAGAACCAGAAAAGCUCCCCGACAAGCCUCCGGCGAGGCCGAUGAGCGAGCUGAUCGCCGCAGCGUUGGAAAAGCGGCGGCGGGAGGAGAGGUCCCAGGCGAGGGAGAAAGCCCGUCAGGAUCUGGUGGAGACGGAGAGGUCGGCCAUGACCAGCCACAGGGUACACCCAGCGGACAUGGAGCGGCUUGGCAUCCUUGACAUCGAGCACAUGGUGACCCAACACAGACGGCCUGGUGUUCCUCCCAGUCUGUUGCAGCAGCUUGGGCUCUUUCUGAGGGCUGAUGAAGACGACUGUGGAGAGCAGCAGCAGCCCAUCUCCGAUCCCGGCGUUCAAGACCUGGAGGAAGGGGAGAUUCUACCGUCGUAG
This is a messenger RNA of Triticum turgidum subsp. durum (durum wheat), 2175 nucleotides long. Lineage: Eukaryota; Viridiplantae; Streptophyta; Magnoliopsida; Poales; Poaceae. The record is from the annotation of a GenBank genome assembly.